This is a messenger RNA of Perkinsus marinus ATCC 50983, 1334 nucleotides long. Its product is annotated as p53 binding protein, putative. The record is from RefSeq and is a predicted model, not a curated record. Bases 30 to 1334 code for a protein of 434 amino acids. Lineage: Eukaryota; Perkinsozoa; Perkinsida; Perkinsidae. The transcript is spliced from 9 exons.
GAGUGUCAAGUCAUCACCAGCCUCAGUCGAUGGGUCUAUUAGAGGGUUCUGAUUCUAUUAGGGACUCUACUACAACAACAACAGGGCAGACUACUCCCUUAGCGAUGGAUCGAACGAUAGCCACUGGGGAAUCGGGACAAGGAGUGAUUACAGGGGAGGGCUUGGGGCAACCACAGGACAAUAGAUCGAAGUCUGAGGGAAGGAGUCUUGCUAUUCGAGAAGCUGAGCAAAACUACGGCAGCGAUGCUCGAGGCAACGGAGAAGGGCGGCAAUCCCAAGGGGAGAUGAUGUCGGUCCAGCAGCAGCAGCAGCAGCAGCCUCAGCCGGUUCAACGCCAACUCACUCAAGAGGAACAACAGGGGAUCAUCAUUGCUCAUCAUCAACAACAACUUCUAAUGAUGCAGCAACAGUUCAGAGGAGCUGAAUCGUACGGAGUCGCGUUGGAUGGGCAGCAAAUGAAUGCUGUUUUUGCUACUGGACAGGGGAUCGGUUAUCAGCUCCCAUCAGCGUUCCUUGUGGGAGUCUUAGGGAAUGAACAUCAUCAUCAACAACAACGGUAUCAUCACAAUAUGGGUGGUUUCGGUACGCUGAAUCCUAGUACAACUAUUCAGUCGGAGAAAGCACGGCAGACCGAGGGUAGCUGGCAGUGUGAACUAUGUGGCAAUAUCAACUACGCCAGCAGACGCUUCUGCAAUAUGAAUAAGUGCCACGCCCCGAGACCUUUGGGAGAAUGGCGAUGUGUCUGUGGUAAUAUUAAUUAUCGGAACCGUUCUGUUUGUAAUAUGCGGAAGUGUGGUUUGCCGCGGCCGAUGGACCUCCAAAGUCCAGCAUUGCUUUACAAUCAGCGCGCGGUAGAGUCAGCACAGCUACAACAGCAGCAACAAGCCGGAUUUUCUGAACAUAAUGCGGUUCCAACAGUGCCGUUACCGCAGACCGUGGAGGAAGGAGUGUUAUUGGCACACCAGCAACAGAUGACUGGGAUGUGGGUGUGUUCGGCAUGCAACAACGUCAACUACCCUCACAGGACUGUGUGCAAUGGUCACCGUUGCAAGCGACCGCGACAGGAAGUUGACCCAGUGUAUGCACAACAACUUGGCGCGGUAUAUGGCAGCAGUGGCAACAAUCAGUCUCCGAUGCUUAUACCCAGUGCAGCUGGCCCUUUCUCUCCUCCUCUCACUGGUAGUAUGGAUGCUCGGCAUGGAGUAGUGGCAGGAGAUGCGAUACCCGAAGGAUCCUGGACGUGCUUGGAGUGUGGCAAUUUGAACUAUCCUCGUCGUCCUUUCUGUAAUAAGCGAGGUUGCGGUGCAGCCAGGCCGGAAGGUCAUGGAGAAUAG